Hordeum vulgare subsp. vulgare (domesticated barley) is the source of this 928-nucleotide messenger RNA. RefSeq names its product universal stress protein PHOS34-like. The transcript is spliced from 4 exons. NCBI's taxonomy places the organism in Eukaryota, Viridiplantae, Streptophyta, Magnoliopsida, Poales, Poaceae. The record is from RefSeq and is a predicted model, not a curated record. Bases 109 to 621 code for a protein of 170 amino acids.
GAGGAGUACACGCCGCUGCGCUUCCAUUCCACUCCAGACUCGUCGAGAGACCGCGCGGAUCGUGCAGCGUGUCGCAGGAGAGAAGCCCAAGCUCUGGUGCAGGCAGCCAUGGCGGGGGAAACGGGGGCGACGGCGGCUUCGGGGCCGGCAGCGGGCAAGAUGACGAUGGUGGUCGGGGUGGACGAGAGCGAGCACAGCUACUACGCGCUGCAGUGGACGCUCCUCCACUUCUUCUCCCCGGGGCAGCAGCAGUACCGCCUCGUCGUCGUCACGGCCAAGCCCACCGCCGCGUCCGCCGUCGGCCUCGCCGGACCAGGUGCCGCGGACGUGCUGCCGUUCGUGGAAGCGGACCUGAAGCGGAGCUCGCUGCGCGUCAUCGACAAGGCCAAGGAGCUCUGCGCGCAGGCGCAGGUGGGCGAUGGUGUCUUCGAAGUGGUGGAGGGGGAUGCAAGGAACGUCCUCUGUGAGGCGGUCGAAAGGAAUCACGCAGAGAUGCUGGUUGUGGGCAACCAUGGCUAUGGAGCAAUCAAAAGGGCUGUUCUUGGAAGUGUGAGCGACUACUGCACCCACCACGCGCACUGCACCGUGAUGAUUGUGAAGAAGCCAAAGCACAAGCACUGAGCAACGCCCAGCCUUGACUGGUCGCUGAACCCAGUGAUCGGUAUUUGUGCAUGUUUGUGAAUAAAUGGAUCGCAGAUGUCACAGUUCACACCUUCAGAAGAGUAGUGAACUCCUGCAAGUAGCUACAUGUGGAUUCUUGUUUGAGAUGGUGAAUAACUGAUGCGCCUCAUCAGAACACUGUUAUUUGUGAUUGCAGAUUCAUGCAUUGUACAAGCGUUGUAUGUAUAUGUAAAUUUAAUCAAGACUGCAAGUCCCUUGCAGUGGACACGUGUGUUUACUUCUUGUAGAAGUGUGGUUUGUAAAUUCA